AUGGCUUCUCUUGUACCAACAGAUAUGUUGCUGCAAAUUAGUGAUCUUGCUGAGGUACUUCAGUUACUCAGAAGAUAUGGUUAUUCAGGAGUCAGUUAUUAUAAUCUUGGUCUUUUUCUUGGUCUGUCUCCUAACACAAUGCAUCUCAUUGAAGCUGACCACAGAGGAGAUACUGGAAGGUGUCUCAGUGAAUGUCUUAGCAAAUGGUUACUGAAAGCUGAUGAUGUUCAGAAGAAAGGUGGUCGGCCUAGUAUCUAUUCAUUGGUAUCAGCAUUGAGGGAAUUAGGAGAGAAUGGAGUAGCUCAUGAAAUAGAUAUGGAGAGUAUGUUUAAUAAAAAUGAACAUAAUUUUUAUUAUUUCUUUAUAAAGCAUCCUGCUUGUAGAAUUCUUGCUUGUUAUUCAGCUCAACAGUCUCUUUUGACUUCAUUGCCUCAGUUGGUUCUACUUUUGCAUACAGCGAAAUUGAUAAAAGAUAUGAUCCUCCCAACUAAUGUACAAGGAGAGGCCCUGUUGAUUGAAAUAAAGGAAGCUGUUUGCAAUGAUUACCAAAUACUCAAAGCAUUUGCUGAGAUUUUGUGUAAAGUAACAGCCACUGCUGAGAUAGGAAGUACUAUCACCAAAGAAUACAGAAAAACUUAUUGCAUUGGUGAAUCCAUUCAAGCAAACGAUGCCAAUGGGUUGAAGAUUUUUCUUCCUAUGAAUGUUACUUCAGAAUUUAAGAUGAUGCGAUUAAAGUUCGGCCAGACAUUCUUUAAAGUGGGAUCAAUCAUGAUGAACAACCCUCAGUCCCUAUCCAUUGAUAAUAUCAAAUCUGUAUUGCGCACAUACGACAAAACAUUAAGGCCUCAAGUGGCUCAGUGUCAAGAUCUUCGUGAAGUUUUAGAAUUAGUUUGUGAUAACUGUCAGCUUGAUGAUAUUAGUAUGCUGGAGUUUUUUGUUAAUGAAUUUAAUAUAGAGGAGGCUAAAGUAGUUAUUAAGGAAUAUAAAAAAGCUAUUGAGGAGCUAAAGGAAAUAAAACUCAAUCAGUGUCUGAAUGAAACUGUUUCUUAUGCUUCACCACUGAAGUGUGAAAUCAUUACCAUUAUUGUCGACAAGGAUGCUAAUGAAUCUACACUUAGUGAUGUCCAGAGAAUGUCGUCAGCUUUAUUUAAAAAUUCAUCACAACAUGUUAGAUUAUAUGUCAUAAGAGAUGGCAAUUCUUUCACUAUCACUUGUUCCUUCCCUUUGAUUCUAUCUGAGCAGUUAAUUACAGCUGCUCUUAAUAAUAUUGAUGUAUUGAAAGAAAACAAAGUGAAGAGAUUAACCAUUGGAUACUGCACUGUGUAUGAGGUAAACGACACUUCCACUGUUGCUACAAUGGAGCUAAAUAAACUUCACUACAUCUCAUCAUUAUCAACUAGUAGUGGUUUAUCAAAACAGUUGAUGCUGUUAUUGAGUGUACAACUGAUUAAUAGUGAGGAGGAGGUUACUACUUUAAAUGAGGAAAUCAUGAGAAUGAAGGAAACAGCAGAGUCAUUUGAAAAAGAAGUAAAGUCAUUUCAAGAAACACAACAAAAGAAGCUGAAUGUCUAUAUAGCAGAGAAUGAGAAAUUGACAACUAAAGCAAUUGAGGCAAAGCAUUUAUUACAAGAAAAAGAGUCACAUUUAACAGAAUGUGAAGAAGAAAGUAUGAUAAUAAAGCAAAAAGCAGAGUCAUUAAAGGAAGCACUGGAUUCUAAAAACAAGAUGCUGACUGCCAGUAUAACAGAGAGUGAGAGGUUUCAAGCUGAGAAUGAAAAACUGAAAGAAAUAAACAAACUACUAGAAGAGUGGCUUGCUUUAUUUCAAUCUGAGAAAGAAAAAAUCAAACAGUAUGCAGAAAAGCCAAUUGUUGGUAAAAUUGAAGAGCAAGGUAGAGAAGCACAAUUAGUAGCAACACAACGAGAAAUGGAAGUUGAAAUUAAAAGUUUAAAAAGAGAAAUAAAACAAAAAGAUGAUAAAAUCAAAGAAGUACAAGCUGAGAGUAAGAAAGAAAUUGACUUAUUACAAGCAAAAAUAACAAUGAUGAAUUUGCAACAAAUUGAGAAAGAUAAAGAAGUGCAAGGUACAACUAUAAUUUAG
Molecule: messenger RNA, 2100 nt
Organism: Amphimedon queenslandica
Lineage: Eukaryota; Metazoa; Porifera; Demospongiae; Haplosclerida; Niphatidae
Product: flagellar attachment zone protein 1-like
Exons: 13
Coding region: 1-2100 (699 amino acids)
Source: RefSeq, a predicted model, not a curated record